Molecule: messenger RNA, 1908 nt
Organism: Musa acuminata subsp. malaccensis (wild Malaysian banana)
Lineage: Eukaryota; Viridiplantae; Streptophyta; Magnoliopsida; Zingiberales; Musaceae
Product: aspartic proteinase 36
Biological process (GO): proteolysis
Molecular function (GO): aspartic-type endopeptidase activity
Source: RefSeq, a predicted model, not a curated record
AGAGAGAGAGGAGAGAGGGUGGAGAAGGGGAAGCGAGGCGUAUAAAUGCGAGCAGCGGGUCACGUAAUCCCUUUCCCUUUGCCUUUCCUUCUGCUCCUCCUCCUCCUCCUCCUUGUCGACUCUUCGUUUGUAAGAAUUCGAGGGAUUGCUAUUCUGAAAAGAGAAGAAUUGCGAGUAGGGUAGGUGGGUGAGAGGGAGAUGUGGAGACCGCCGGCGAUCCUGCUGAUCGCGGCCUGGGCGGUGACCGCGCUCGCCGCCUCCGACUCGGCCGGGGCGGAUGCGGGAUUCCCGGCGAAGCUGAGGCUGGAGAGGGCGCUGCCGACGAGAGGGGUCGGACUGGAGCAUCUCAGAGCUCGGGACCGUGCCCGCCACGGCCGGUCCCUGCUUGGCGCAUCCUCCUCGCCGGCGUCUGCUGCCGCAGGCGUGGUGGAUUUCCCCGUCGAGGGAUCCGCCAACCCCUUCACCGUGGGGCUUUAUUUUACUCGCGUGAAACUGGGGAACCCAGCAAAAGAAUUUUAUGUACAGAUUGAUACGGGAAGCGAUAUCUUGUGGGUGACAUGCAAUCCGUGCAAUGGGUGCCCAACAUCCAGUGGGCUGAAUAUCCAGCUGGAGUUCUUUGACCCUGACAAGUCAUUGUCAUCGUCACGAAUAAGUUGCUCCGAUGACCGGUGCACCUCUGCCCUCGAAACCGGAGAGGCAUUGUGCUCAACUUCUGAUUCUUCAAGCUCUCCUUGCAGUUACUCAUUCCAGUAUGGUGAUGGGAGUGGCACCAAUGGAUUUUAUGUAUCUGAUACUAUAUACUUUGAUACAGUUUUGGGAAAUGAGCAGAUUGUGAAUUCUUCAGCUACAAUUGUUUUUGGAUGUAGCAACUCACAAUCUGGAGACUUGAUGAAGUCAGAUAGGGCAGUUGACGGGAUUUUUGGUUUCGGACAGCAUGAACUAUCUGUCAUAUCGCAGCUAUCCUCUAUUGGUGUCGCCCCUAAAGUUUUUUCUCAUUGCUUGAAGGGGUCAGAAAAUGGUGGAGGCAUAUUGGUUCUUGGAGAGAUUGUAGAACCGGGUAUUGUCUAUACCCCACUUGUUCCCUCACAGUCUCAUUACAACUUGAAUUUGGAGAGUAUUGCUGUCAACGGGCAAACACUAUCUAUUGAACCGUCAGUGUUUGCAACAUCAAACACACAAGGAACCAUCAUUGACUCGGGGACCACAUUGACUUACCUUGCUGAACAGGCUUAUGAUCCUUUUGUUAAUGCUAUAAUUUCUUCUCUUUCAUCAUCUGUGCGUUCGAUUCCUUCCAGGGGAAAUGAGUGUUUCGUUACUUUAAGCAGUGUUGAUGAAUCAUUUCCUUCUGUUACAUUGAAAUUCGCGGGUGGUGCAUCCAUGCCACUAAAGCCUGAGGAUUACCUAUUGCAGCAAGGCUCCGUUGAUAAUUCUAUUAUAUGGUGUAUUGGCUGGCAAAAGAACCAGGGCUCAGGAAUAACAAUCCUAGGAGACCUUGUUCUAAAGGAUAAGAUAUUUGUUUAUGACUUGGCGAAUCAGCGCAUAGGGUGGACAAAUUAUGAUUGUUCUCUGUCUGUCAAUGUCAGUGCAUCAUCGUCUGGUAAGAACCAGUACCUGAAUGCCGGGCAGCUGGAUGUCAAUGGAUCAUCACAAAUUGCAUUUGCCAAUCUGCUAUGGACCAGUAUUGCAAUUGUACUUGUGUAUAUUCUCGCUCUAUGCAGCUUAAGACAAUAGCAAACACCAGAUAGAUUGUAAAUCAAUUCUUCAUUUAUGCGAUGAGAAUAUACAGUAAAUCAAUAUUUAUUUUCAUCAAGUAGAGGUCCUCCUUGUCUUUGAAAAUUUGAGUGCCAAUUAUCAGUCUCUUCUGUGUUCAUGCCAUCACAGUAAAUAAAUGUGAUUCUACACCUUAAA